AUGAAAGUGGUCCUACUAAUCUUCAUAGUCCUGAUCACACUUUGCCAGACUUUCCAAGAUGAUGAAGAGUGGAUUGAUCCAACAGACAUGCUUAACUAUGAUGCCGCCUCAGGAAAAAUGGUGAAUCAGGUAUUGAAUUCAGGAUUUAAUUUUUAUUUUGAAUUCAUAUUUUCAGGAUUGCAGGUGUGGAACUGAAUGCCCAUUUAACACCGCUUGCCAAUUAUGAACAUGCAACAUUUGCCUAUUGGACAAUUCCACCACAGCUGGUACAGUGGUCUAGGUUUAUUUAUGCUUGGCCAAUUGCAUUUUGAGGCAAAGGAACUCAAGAUACUUAGUAUGGUAAUAAUUCUGUAAAAGAUGGGAGGUGGAGAUUUUACUAUGACUAAAACUUUGCAGUCCUAAGCUGCUAGCCCGACCUUAUAAGUUACUCACCAUAGCAUACCCACCAAGGGUGAAUUACUACUCUCCUAGGCUACCUUUUCACUAGUUGCGAGUGGAACUUUUAAGCCCUGAUUUUAUUAUGCUAUUACCUUUAAACUACUGUUUACUCUCUGAUAUUACUGUAUGUUGUCCUCAAAAAGAAGCAACAGGAGGGUGACUUACAAAAAUGUGCUUUUUGCAUGUUUGUCUGAUUGUGAGUCUGUGUAUCUAUAUAUGUCUGUGCAUAUGUGUCUGCAUGUGUAUCUGUGUGUCCACAUGUGUGUCUGUAUGUGUAUAUGUGUGUCUGUAUAUGUGUAUGUGUGCAUCAGUUUUUGCAUCUGUAUGAAUGUCAUUCUGUAUAUCUGAAUGUUGUUGUUUUUUUUUGUUGCUACGUAUCUUCAUGUGAACAUUGGUGUCUGUAUGUGUAUCUGUGUGUCUGCUUAUGUAUCUGGGUGUCUAUAUGUUUAUCUGCAUGUCUGCAUAUGUGUAUCUCUGUGUCUGCAUGUGUGUCUGUAUGUGAACAUGUGUAUCUGUGUCUGCAUGUGUGUCCGUAUGUCUGCAUGUGUGCCUGUAUGUCUGUUUUUCUGAAUGUGUCUGUGUAUCCGUAUGUAUAUCUGUGUCUGUUUAUCUUUUUGUCUGUAUGUUUAUAUAUGUGUGUGUCUAUGUGCGUAUCUUUGUAUUUGCAUGUGUGUCUGUAUGUUUAUCUAUGUUCCUGUGUGUGUAUUUGUGUGUGUCUGAGUAUCUGUGUCUGUGUAUCUGCAUGUGUCUGUAUGUGUGUCUGUGUAUUUUCAUGUAUAUGUAUGUGUGUCUGUGUAUGUGUAUCUGCAUGUGUCUGUGUCUCUGUCUAUGUGUGUAUCUGUAAGUAUGUCUGUGUAUCUGUUUGUAUGUGUGUAUCUGUUUGUUUGUUUGUUUAUUUGUAUGUGUGCAUAUGUUUAUCUAUAUGUGAGUCUGCAUGUUUGACAUUUUGUGAUCCUCUGUGUGUGUCAGUUUUUCCAUCUGUAUGAGUGUCAUGUAUAUCUGAAUGUUGUUUUUUUGUUGCUUGGUUUUUGGUUUUUUGGGAGGGGGUGGGGUGGAGAGUUAUAUGCCAGGGAGAGGAGUGAGGCAGGGUUCUGAGGGGCCAUGCAAAAUGCUUGCCCAGGGUCCCAUCAAUGUUAAAGACGGCCCUGAAUAGAAAGUGCACAAGAGGCACGUGAAUUCCAUAUUAAACAUGUAAAAUGACACAAGUGCAACCAUGCAGUGCCACAUUCUUCCCUAGAAAGCAUUUCAUUUACCACCAGCAAACCAAACAAACAGCAGUAUAUGGCAAUCCAGCAGACAUUUCAUUUUAUAAAGAGCAGUAAUACAUUUAAAACUUUAAAUAAAAUGUGCGAAACAUAGCACAUAUCUCCAAACGAAUCUGUUGAAUCUGUAAAACACUCUAGAGCGGAUAUACAGUCCCAUAAUCAAAUGUUAUAAUGCCAUCAAUAAAUGGGUGGUGGGAGUAAUAAUUAACACUCUAUGUGUUCUGGCAACAACUGGAUACUAAGAAAAUAUAUGUGAUAAAAUAGGGUAAAAAGUAUAAUCAUUUUAUUAAAAUUGAAUUAAUACCUUCACUACAAAGCACUUUGUAAAAUUAUUAGCAUAACAUCUAGAGGGAAACUAUAGUGCCAAGUGCCAGGAAAACAAACUCGUACAUGCACGGCAAUGGCCGUGCUCCUAUUAGGAUUUUCCCAUAGGAGAGCAUUAUUCAGUGCUUUUCUAUGGGAAUUCCAGGUGACUUUGGAAGACCUCAUGUAUAGCAUGACGAUGUCCAGCGUUGUUUAGGCUACCAAAAUUUGCCUAUCCACUGGGAAGUCCCUUUAGUUCCUGCCUGUUAGAGGACAGGCACUAGAGGAAGAAUUAACCCUAGCCGUUUUUUACAUGCUCAGGGUUAAGGGUUAUGGGAGUUUGCACCCAGACCACUAUCAAUGAGCUUAAGUGGUCUGGGUGCCUAUGGGAUGCAUAGAGAGCACAAACUAUAUGUUAAAAUAUAAACUUUGUAGAUAGAUUGCUGUUUAGAAAGCCUAAAGAAUAAAAUUGUGUACAUUUACACAAUUUGUAUUUUUCAUUUUUUGUUCAUCCUUUAUAGAAAUAAGAACUGACAUUUUUAAAACUGUAUACAGUAGCAGAAAUCAGUGUAUAAUUGCAGGUCAGCUAGGAUGGUACCGCUUAGACACCUAGUUGCAUAUUCAUAGGAGGUCUUGGCCAAAAAGUGUGUACUCUAUAUCCGCCAUCCUCUUUACUCCAGGGACUGGCCCAAUUACCAGCUGGGCCAUAUGGCAACAGUAAAGGAAGUAUGGUAAGCCCAAACAUUCUUUUUAUGCGUGCACAAAAAAAAAUAGAAAUGGAUAUUGUGUCUAUAAACACACCAGAUACAAUUUUGGUCCAUGAUUAUUAUUAUUAUUGCCAUUUAUAUAGCGCCAAUAGAUUCCGUAGCGCUUUACAAUACUAUGAGAGGGGGAUUUAACCAUAAAUAGGACAAUAACAAGAAAACUUACAGGAACAAUAGGUUGAAGAGGACCCUGCUCAAACGAGCUUAUAGUCUAUAGGAGGUGGAGUAUAAAACAAAUUAGGACAGGAAAUAGCAAUCAAAUAAGGUGGGAGGGAACAGAGCUGGAGGAGAGAGUAAAGUGCUGCCGUUUAGGAGAGAUCAAGAGACAGGUAUAUGAGGUUACUCUGGGAGGCAUUAAGCUUUCCUAAAGAGAUGGGUUUUAAGGCACUUCUUAAACAAUUGAAGACUAGGGGUGAGUCUGAUGGUGCUAGGCAGGCUAUUCCAUAGGAAGGGAGCCGCCCGUGAGAAGUCCUGCAAGCGUGAGUUGGCUGUAUGGGACGAGCAGCCCCUUUUGGCCCAUUUUGCAGCAAUUACUGGGUGUUAUGGAAGACCAGGAUGCUUCAAUAGCGGCCUUCAGCUAGACUGCAUUGUUCGGUCUCAUGUCUCUCAUCCAGGGCUGGCCUUAGGUGUUCAGGCACCCUGUGCGAGCUAAUCUUGUAGCGCCCCCCUCUUCCAUCAUUGCCCAAAGUGUUUUUUUCAAGGAGACAUAUAAGCUGAAUAUUAAGGCUGAGGACGGCACUGGCCAUGUUGGUGGAGUACUCGAAACAGUGCAGAAUGGCACACAGGUCUCGCAGGGAGGCCCACUCAUUGGUGGUGAAGUGGUGCUGUUCCUGUCAGUCUCUCCAGCAUGUGCAAGGUGGAGUUUCACCUUGUGGGCACGUCGCAUAUGAGACGGUGAGCGGGAAGGCAGAAGUUAUGCUGCAGCGCAGACAGGUGAGCAGCAGCAGGGUGAGAUGCUUUGCAUGUAGAUGCUUGGUCAUGCAGGUUGUGUUCAGGUUUAGCACGUUUGUGCCUCACUUCAGGCUCUGAUUGCACAGCAUGCAAACCACUCGUGUUUUGUCGUCAGCACAUUGUCUGAAGAACUGCCAUGCCAGGGAACUCCUUGGAGCUGGCUUUGGUGUGCUCGGUCCCUGGGUGCGGUGGGCAGAAGCAGGCCUUUUGUCUAGGGGACGGCCGCUCGCAUUUGCACCACUGCAGAAAUCCACAGCAGUUGGCACCUGUGUUUCAUCAUCAUCAGAGACGUGCUGCAGUGGUCCUUGCAUGUCCACAUCCUGAGACAUAAGUGGUUGUGCAUCAGUGCACUCAAUCUCUUCCACUUCUAGGGCAGGGCUAGGUGGAUGGCCCAUAGAAACCCCGCCAGCAGAGUCAUCAAAAAGCAUAAGAGACUGCUGCAUGACUUGUGGCUCAGACUGCUUGGCUGAUUUGCAAGAGGGUGAGGUGAAAGACAGAUGGCCACGGGCUGCAGGUGCCAACUCUGAGCUUUCAGCAGGGGACUGGGUGGGAGACAAUGUGAAGGAACUGGAGGCACUGUCAGCCAUCCACUCUACUAUCGCCUGUACUUGUUCUGGCCUCACCAUUCGUAGAGCGGCAUUCAGGCCUACCAAAUAACGAUGAAGGUUCUGUCGCCUACUCGCACCUGAGGAAGGUGUUUCGCUUGUGCUUGUAGCGGGCACAGAUCGACCACGUCCUCUUCUUGCAACAGGAGCUCUAUCAACACCAGCAGCACCACGACCAAGGCCACGUCCCUUAUUUGACGCUCUCCUCAUUGUUUGCGUUUACCCACCAAACUAACAGAUGGUUUAUGUCAGGCGACAAUGUAACCGCCAAUAGUCAACAAUUUCUUUUACAUUUUUUUUUGUUUAUUGGACUGCAAGAAAUGCAUCACAGGCCGCAAAUGUACUAUUUAGCACCCCAAAAAUUUGAAUUUUUUAAAGUGCGAUGUAACCACAGUAUUUGACUCUCAGAUAUGAAGUGCACACCCCAAAUGUACUAUUUAUCAGCAAAAAAAAUUGCAUUUUUAAAACUGCUAGGUCACAGCAGUAUUUGACGGUGCUAUUUGACUUUCAGAUAUGAAGUGCGCCGCAGGCCGCAAAUGUACUAUUUAGCACAAAAAAAAUGUGAAUUUUUAAAACUGCGCUGUAACCACAGUAUUUGACGGUUCUAUUUGACUCUCAGAUAUGAAGUGCACACCCCAAAAAAUCACCCAACAAAUUUGAAUUGUUAAAACUGCCCUGUAACCACAGUAUUUCACGGUUCUAUUUGACUCUCUGAUAGAAAGUUCACUGCAGGCCGCAAAUGUACUAUUUAACACCCCAAAAAUUUGAAUUGUUAAAACUGCGCUGUAACCACAGUAUUUCACGGUUCUAUUUGGCUCUCAGAUAGAAAGUGCACUGCAGGCCGCAAAUGUACUAUUUAGCACCCAAGCAAUGUGAAUUUUUAAAACUGCUAUGUCACAGCAGUAUUUGACGGUUCUAUUUGACUCUCAGAUAUGAAGUGCAGGCCCCAAACGUACCAUUUAGCACCUAAAAAAAUUAGAAUUUUUAAAACUGCGCUGUAACCACAGUAUUUGACGGUUCUAUUUUACUCUCAGAUAUGAAAUGCACUGCAGGCCACAAAUGUACUAUUUAUCACCCCCAAAAAUUGCAUUUUUAAAACUGCGGUGUAACCACAGUAUUUGACGGUUCUAUCUUGACUCUCAGAUAUGAAGGGCACCACAAGCCGCAAAUGUUCUAUUUAGCACCAAACAAAUUAAAAUUUUUAAAACUGCUAUAUCACAGCAGUAUUUGACGGUUCUAUUUGACUCUCAGAUAUGACAUGCACACCCCAAAUGUACUAUUUAGCACCUAAAAAAAUUUGAAUUUUUAAAACUGCACUGUAACCAUAGUAUUUGACGGUUCUAUUUGACUAUCAGAUAUGAAGUGCACUGCAGACCACAAAUGUGCUAUUUAGCACCAAAAUUUUUUUAAUUUUUAAAACUGCACUCUAACUACAGUAUUUGAUGGUUCUAUUUGACUUUCAGAUAUGAAGUGCACACCCCAAAUGUACUAUUUAACACCUUAAAAAAAAUGGAAUUUUUAAAACUGCUAUGUCACAGCAGUAUUUGACAGUUCUAUUUGACUCCCAGAUAUGUAGUGCACACCCCAAAUGUACUAUUUAGCACCUAAAAAAAUGGAAUUUUUAAAACUGCUAUGUCACAGCAGUAUUUCACGGUUCUGUUUGACUCUCAGAUAUGAAGUGCACAGCCCAAAUGUACUAUUUAGCACCAAUUUUUUUUUAAUUUUUACAACUGUGCUGGAACCACAGUAUUUGACUCUCAGAUAUGAAGUGCAACGUAGGCCACAAAUGUAAUAUUUAGCACAACAUUUUUUAAAAUUUUUAAAACUGCUAUGUCACAGCAGUAUUUGACGGCUCCAUUUGACUCUCAGAUAUGAAGUGCACCGCAGGCCACAAAUGUACUAUUUAGCACCAAAAAAUUUAGAAUUGUUAAAACUGCGAUGUAACCACAGUAUUUGUAGGUUCUAUUUGACUCUCAGAUAUGAAGUGCACACCCCAAAUGUACUAUUUACCACCUUAAAAAAAUGGAAUUUUUAAAACUGCUAUGUCACAGCAGUAUUUGACAGUUCUAUUUGACUCCCAGAUAUGUAGUGCACACCCCAAAUGUACUAUUUAGCACCUAAAAAAUUUGAAUUUUUUAAACUGCACUGUAACCACAGUAUUUCACGGUUCUGUUUGACUCUCAGAUAUGAAGAGCAGGCCCCAAAUGUACUAUUUAGCACUAGAGUUGAGCGAACCCGGACUGUAAAGUUCGGGUUCGUACCGAACAUUACGUUUUUUGGACCCUGGAUCCGAACACGGACAUAUCACUGUAUGUUCGGGUUGGAGUUCGGUGUUCAGCGAUUUAAUGGCAUGUUUUGAAAAGCUGCAGGGCAGCAAAUCAACAAGCGUUUGACUUGUGUGCCCUUAACCCCUUAAAGACCAAACUUCUGGAAUAAAAGGGAAUCAUGACAUGUCACACAUGUCAUGUGUCCUUAAGGGGUUAAAAGCCAUCGCAGCCAUGCCUACUAAUGGCUCGGCUGUGAUUGGCCAGUGCAGCAUGUGACCCAGCCUCUAUACAUAAGCUGGAGUCACGUACCGCCGCAUGUCACAUGAGCUCUUAUUAGUGUAGAGAGAGGAUUCUGCCGCUUUCAGGGACAGAUUAGGAAAGAAUUCUGCAAACUAGUACAUUAGUGGGGUGCACUUCAUAUCUGAGAGUCAAAUAGAAGCGUCAAAUACUUCUGUCACAUUGCAGUUUUAAAACGUAAAAAAUUUUGGGUGCUAAAAAGUACAUUUGUGGGGUGCUCUUCAUAUCUGAGAGUCAAAUAGAAGCGUCAAAUAGUGCGGUUACAACACAAUUGUAAACAUUCUUAUUUUCUGGGUGUAAUCUGCUAAAUAGUAUUUUAGUGCGGUGCACUUUAUAUCUGAGGGUCAAACUUGUCUGGUUACAACUACAUCUCUGUUUGUCCACACAUUGUAAAGUGGUGCGGAAUUUGACGGCGCUCUAUAAAUAUCAUAAUAAUAAUAAUAAUAAUAAUAAUAAAAAGAAGCGUCAAAUAGUGCGGUUACAGCGCAGUUGUAAAACUUCUAAUUGUUUUGCUGCUAAACUGCUAAAUAGUAAAUUUUGGGUGUGCUCUUCAUAUCUGAGAGUCCAAUCGAAGCAUCAAAUAGUGCGGUUACAGCGCAGUUGUAAACACUUUAAUUGUUUAGGUGCUAAUCUGCUAAAUAGUACAUUAGUGGGGUGCACUUUAUAUCUGAGAGUCAAAUAAAAGCGUCAAAUAGUGCAGUUACAGUGCAGUUGUAAAAAUUCUAAUUGUUUUGCUGCUAAUCUGCUAAAUAGUACAUAUUGAGUGUGCUCUUCAUAUCUCAGAGUCAAAUAGAAGCGUCAUAUAGUGCGCUUAUAGCGCAAUUGUAAACAUUCUUAUUUUCUGGGUGCUAAUCUGCUAAAUAGUACAUUGGUGGAGUGCACUUCAUAUCUGAGAGUCAAAUAGUGCAGUUACAGCGCAGUUGUAAAAAUUAUAAUUGUUUUGCUGCUAAACUGCUAAAUAGUAAAUUUUGGGGCGUGCUCUUCAUAUCUGAAAGUCAAAUUGAAGCGUCAAAUAGUGCGGUUACAGCGCAGUUGUAAACACUCUAGUUUUUUUGGUGCUAAACUGCUAAAUAGUACAUUUUGGGUGUGCUCUUCAUAUCUGAGAGUCAAAUAGAAGCGUCUAAUAGUGCGGUUACAGCGCAAUUGUAAACAUUCUUAUUUUCUGGGUGCUAAUUUGCUAAAUAGUACAUUAGUGGGGUGCACUUCAUAUCUGAGAGUCAAAUAGAAGCGUCAAAUAGUGCAGUUACAGCGCAGUUGUAAAAAUUCUAAUUGUUUUGCUGCUAAUCUGCUAAAUAGUACAUUAGUGGGGUGCACUUCAUAUCUGAGAGUCAAAUAGAAGCGUCAAAUAGUGCGGUUAUAGCGCAGUUGUAGAAAUUCUAAUUGUUUUGCUGCUAAACUGAUAAAUAGUAAAUUUUGGGCGUACUCUUCAUAUCUGAGAGUCAAAUAGAACCGUCAAAUACUGUGGUUACAGCGCAGUUUGACCAAUUCAAUUUUUUUUGGGUGCUAAAUAGUACAUUUGCGGCCUGCACUUCAUAUCUGACCGUCAAAUAGAACCGUCAAAUACCAAUAUAACAAUAUUGUUAUUCGGGGGCAAUACCCUCACAAGUCAAACUGAGAGGUCAGUUUAUAUUGAAACUGUUGCCUGGAUACAAUUCUAAAACAAUUUCCAUAUGUCCUUUGCAGACUUUACAUGCGGGAAAAACACAGGUGCCAACUGCUGUGGCUUUGUGCAGUGUGCAGACCGGCAAUGAGGGCAGGGUUGAGGAGUGGGUGGAAGAUAAUGUAGAGGAUGAUGAGGUCCUAGACCCCACAUGGAAUCAAGGUCAUACGAGUGACGUGUGCAGUUUUGUUGUUGAGCACCAGCGUUUGUGCGGCCACAUACCAGAACCUUCAUGCAGCUUCAGUAAAAAGGGUACUGAGUAUCAGAAGCCAUCACAUGCUGGAGAGAAUGUGUGAGCAGCAGCAGGCAAUAGUGGAGUUUCAGCUGCAGCAUGCACGGGUCAGUGGCUCUGCAUAGUAAUGUCCCGAACGGUUCGCUGGCGAAUAGUUCCCGGCAAACAUCGCUUGUUCGCGUUCGCCACGGAUGGCGAACAUAUGCGCUGUUCGGUCCGCCCCCUAUUCGUCAUCAUUGAGUAAACUUUGACCCUGUACCUCACAGUCAGCAGACAUAUUCCAGCCAAUAAGCAGCAGACCCUCCCUCCCAGACCCUCCCACCUCCUGGACAGCAUCCAUUUUACAUUCAUUGUGAAGCUGCAUUCUUAGUGAGAGGAGGGACAGUGUAGCUGCUGCUGAUUUGAUAGGGUAGUGUAUUCAGUGUCCACUACAGUCCUGAAGGACUCAUCUGAUCUCUGCUGUAAGGACAGCACCCCAAAAAGCCCUUUUUAGGGAUAGAACAUCAGACUGCUUUUUUUUUCGGUGUAAUGUAAUUGCAGUUGCCUGCCUGCCAGCCUGUGUGUCAGGUUCACAGCAUAUACUGUGCCCAGUGCCACCACUCACUCACUGGUGUGCCAAUAGCUUGCAUUUAAAAAAAACAAAACUUUUUGGACUGUAAUAUAAUAGCAGUCAGUUUCCUUCACGAGUGUGCGUUUCAGGGCCUGCCCAGUGCCACCACUCACUCACUGGUGUCACAAUAGCUUGCAUUUAAAAAAAACAAAACUUUUUGGACUGUAAUAUAAUAGCAGUCAGUUUCCUUCACGAGUGUGCGUUUCAGGGCCUGCCCAGUGCCACCACUCACUCACUGGUGUCCCAAUAGCUUGCAUUUAAAAAAACCAAAACUUUUUGGACUGUAAUAUAAUAGCAGUCAGUUUCCUUCACGAGUGUGCGUUUCAGGGCCUGCCCAGUGCCACCACUCACUCACUGGUGUCCCAAUAGCUUGCAUUUAAAAAAACAAAACUUUUUGGACUGUAAUAUAAUAGCAGUCAGUUUCCUUCACGAGUGUGCGUUUCAGGGCCUGCCCAGUGCCACCACUCACUCACUGGUGUCCCAAUAGCUUGCAUUUAAAAAAAAACAACUUUUUGGACUGUAAUAUAAUAGCAGUCAGUUUCCUUCAUGAGUGUUUCAGGGCCUGCCAGGGCACAGUGUCACACCAGUGCAACUCAUAUCUGGUGUAACAGUAGUGAACAUUUUAAAAAAGAAAAUACAAUUUUGACUGUAAUAGAUUGAAUAGCAGUUAGUUGUCUGCAAGCGUGUGUCAGGCCUACAGCGUCUACUCUGCCAACUUCUGCCACUGCACAGUGCCACUCAUAUCUGUUGUCACAGUAGCUUGCACGCAUAGUACCACUAAUCGAAAAAAAAAUGACAGGCAGAGGCAGGCCACCCCGCAGGGGCCGUCAUGGUCGUGGUGCUGUGAUUACCUUUGGCCCUAGAAUAAUGCCCAGUGUUCAGAGGCCACGUACCCUGAACUCGAAAAGUUCUGAGGACAUAGUUGACUGGAUAACAUGGGACACCCAAUCUUCUACAGCUUCCGUUCGGAACCUUGACGCACCAUCCUCCUUCAGCUUAGCUUCGGGCACCUCUCAAGUUACCACUCGCCCGCCUGCCGCCAUCACCAACACUAGAACCACAGCAGCUUCACUUGGUAUGUCAGAGGAGUUAUUUACACAUCAGUUGGAAGAAAUGAGUGAUGCGCAACCAUUAUUGCCAGAGGAUGUAGAUAACAGAGAUAUGUCUCAGUCAGGCAGCAUUACACACAUGGACGUACGGUGUGAUGAUGAUGAUGUUGUACCCGCUGCUGCUUCCAUUGCUGAGUUGUCAGAUACAAGUGAAGCGGUUGAUGACGAUGCGUCCGUGGAUGUCACGUGGGUACCCACUAGAAGAGAAGAAGAACAGGGGGAAAGUUCAGAUGGGGAGACAGAGAGGAGGAGAAGGAGACGAGAUGGAAGCAGGGGGAGGUCGUCACAAGGAGCUAGUGGCACAGUCAGACAGCAUGCAUCGGCACCCGGGGUCAGCCAGACAGCACGCCAAUCAAUGCAUGCUGUUGCCACCACCAGAAUGCCGUCAUUGCAGAGCUCAGCAGUGUGGAAUUUGCGAAGGCACAUGAUCGCACAUCACAAAUGCCUAUGGGAUCAACACAUGAGUACAAGCAGCACACAAACUCAAAGCCGCCAUCCUCCUCCUGGACCAGCAUCUUCAGCCACGUUAACCACUGCUGUCCUCCUUGCCCCCUCUCAACCAUCCGCCCCUCCGUCUCUCGUCUUGAGCAGUUCCUGCUCAUCUGCCCACAGUCAGGUGUCUGUCAAGGACAUGUUUGAGUGUAAGAAGCCAAUGUCACAAAGUCACCCCCUUGCCCGGCGUCUGAUAGCUGGCUUGACCAAACUCUUACCCCGCCAGCUUUUAUCAUACAAGCUGGUGGAGUCUGAGGCGUUCAAAAAUUUUUUAGUUAUUGGGACACCGCAGUGGAAGGUACCCGGCCGAAAUUUCUUUGCACAAAAGGCAAUCCCCAACCUGUACUCGAUUGUGCAAAAGGAAGUAAUGGCAUGUCUGGCACACAGUGUUGGGGCAGCUCCCAGACGCGUGUAACAGGGCUAACGUGUGCGGCAGCUCACACAGGUGAUUCAGCGGUAAAGUGCACUCGCUGGCAGAGCCAAACUGGGAAUCCAUGGGAAUCCAAAGAAGCCCUGGAAAAAAAAAUGUAUGCCAUUCCUACAAGUAUGUAUAUAUAUAUGUAUAUGUGUAUAUAUAGUCAAAUAGAAGCGUGUAUAUAUAUAUAUAUAUAUAUAUAUAUACUAACGAAAUCAAGAUAGAUAUAUAUAUAUAUAUAUAUAUACACUAACGAGUGCGCUGGAUUCUGUGUUUUGUAUAUAUAUAUAUAUUUAUAUAUAUAUAUAUAUAGUACAGUAAGCACCAGUGGCGUACACACCAGGGUCGCACCAGGGGGCCCGGCCGCUCCUGCGACCCGGUAUGUACGCCCAGGGCCAGCCUCUUCCCUUGGGGGGCCCAGGAGCCGACCACCCCAGGGCCCCCCGAGGCUGGCCCUGCUGACCCCAGCGGGCAGGUGGCCGGUCGGGCAGGUGGGCGCGCGAGGGAGCUGAAGAGGGAGCACACAGGGGAAAGUGCUCCCUCGCGCGCCGGCCGGCCAGGCAGCCCGCCCACCCAGUGACCAGGAGCCCAGCAGCACCACUGGACCCCAGGGAAUCCCCCCAGCACUCCAAAAGGUAAGGAGGCUGGGGGGAUUAAAUUUGAAAAUAAAAAUAUGUGUGUGUGUGUGUGUUAGUAUGUGUUAGUGUAUGUGUGUGUGUUAGUGUGUGUGUGUGUGUGUGUUAGUGUAUGUGUGUGUUAGAGUGUGUGUGUGUGUUAGUGUUAGUGUAUGUGUGUGUGUUAGAGUGUGUGUGUUAGUGUGUGUUAGUGUAUGUGUGUGUUAGUGUGUGUGUUAGUGUAUGUGUGUGUGUUAGUGUGCAGUUAGUGUAUGUGUGUGUUAGUGUGUGUUAGUAAGGUGUGUUAGGAGUGUGUGUGUGUGUUAGUGUAUGUGUGUGUGUUAGUGUGUCAGUGUUUGUUUGUGUUAGUGCGUGUGUUAGUGUGUGUCAGUGAAUGUGUCUGUUAUUGGGUGUGUGUCUGCUAGUGAGUGUGUUUGAUGUCUGUUAGUGAGUGUGUGUUUGUCAGUGAAAGUGUAUGUAUGUCUGUCGCUGAGUGUGUCUCUGUCAGUAAAUGUGUGUGUCUGUUAGCUAGUGUGUGUGUCUGUUCGUGAGAGUGUGUGUGUGUGUCUUCAGCAUUUACCUUUCUCCAGCAUCGGACUCCCCAGUGUCUGCCACUCAGCUCCGAAAUGCACAUGCGCGGCAAGAGGCGCGCGCGCAUUUAAACCGCCCAUAGGAAAGCAUUACUCAAUGCUUUCCUAUGGACGUUCAGUGUCUUCUCACUGUGAUUUUCACAGUGAGAAUCGCUGAAGCUCCUCUAGCAGCUGUCAAUGAGACAGCCACCAGAGGCUGGAUUAACCCUCAGUGAAACAUAGCCGUUUCUCUGAAACUGCUAUGUUUUCAGCUGCAAGGUUAAAACUAGAGGGACCUGGCACCCAGACCACUUCAUUGAGCUGAUGUGAUCUGGGUGUCUGUAGUGGUCCUUUAAGUGUGUGUGCAUACCGCGGUCGCGGGGUCGCAGCCCUGCAACCCCUGUGACCAGGUGCCCACCACCAUGUGUUGCGACCCCGACCCGCGCUGAGUAAGCGCGCGGGGGGGGGCCCACGGAUCAAUUUUUGCACCGGGGCCCCAUGGGUCAUGUGUAUGCCACUGGUAAGCACACAAGCUCACUGACAUGUGCAAAUAGGCUUACUGACGGACAAAACUCUCUGACUCACACACAAGCUUACUACAGACAAACUUACUUGUAUAAACAGAAGGCUCACUGCAAAGAAGUUCAGGGACACACACAAACUCACUAAAGACAAGCUCACUGACACACACAUGCUCACUAAAUAGAAGCUCACUGACACACACAAGCAGUACCAUUUUAACUGAGUUAAGGGCCCCCGGGCAAAGCAAUGCACUCGGGCCCUUCCUACACAACAACUCACAGGAAUUUUAAUUAUUGAUAGACUGCUGAGUCCAUACACACACAGACUGCUGAGUCCAUACACACACACACACACACACAAACAGACUGCUGAGUCCAUACACACACAGACUGCUGAGUCCAUACACACACACAGACUGCUGAGUCCAUACACACACACAGACUGCUGAGUCCAUACACACACACAGACCGCUGAGUCCAUACAGACACAGACCGCUGAGUCCAUACAGACACAGACUGCUGAGUCCAUACACACUCACAGACUGCUGAGUCCAUACACACUCACAGACUGCUGAGUCCAUACACACACAGACUGCUGAGUAAAUACACACUCACAGACACACAGACUAUUGAGUCCAUGCACACACACACACACACACACACACACACAGACUGCGGAGUCCAUACACACACACAUACACAAACACAGACUGCUAUGUCCAUACAAACACACACAUACACAGACUGCUGGGUCCAUGCACACACACACACACACACACACACUGCUGAGUCCAUACACACACAGACUGUAGAGUCCAUACACACACAGACUGCUGAGUCCAUACACACACAGACUGCUGAGUCCAUACACACACAGACUGCAGAGUCCAUACACACACACACACACACACACAGACUGCUGAGUCCAUAUAUAUACACGCACACAGACUGCUGAGUCCCCCCCCCACACACACACAGACUGCUGAGUCCACACACACACAGACUGCUGAGCCCCCCCACACAGACUGCUGAGUCCCUCUACACACACACACACAGACUGCUGAGUCCUACUACCACACACACAGACUGCUGAGCCCCCACAUGUGUAUCUGCCGAGUCCCCACACAGACUGGGUUGAGUCCCUCCCUACACACAGACUGCUGAGUCCAUGCACACACACACAGAUUGCUGAGUCCCCCCACAUUUCAUGCACACAGACUGCUGAGUCCAUACACACACACACACACACACAGACUCUGCUUGAGUCCAUACACACACAGACUCUGUUGAGUCCAUGUGCACAAACACACACACACACACAGACUCUGCUGAGUCCAUGCGCACACACACACACAGACUCUGCUGAGUCCAUACACACACACACACAGACUCUGCUGAGUCCAUGCACACACACACACACAGAGACUCUGCUGAGUCCACGCACACACACACAUACAGACUCUGCUGAGUCCAUACACACACACACACAGACUGCUAUGUCCACACACACACACACACACACACACACCAAGCCUACCUGUCACUGGAGGUCAGACAGCCAUCUUCUGCAGCAGCAUGGUCUGGCGGGGGCAGGGCUUAUGCGCGGGAGGAGGGGCUUGGUUUGGGGGCGGGGCCUGUGCCGGGGAGCCUGUCAGUGCUCCCUCUGGCCCCAGCAUCUCUCCAGCCCCUCUCUCCUGCAUUCCCUCGAGCUGUCACAGACUGUUACAGCCCGAGGGAAUAUAAUUUAAGAACAAGGAGGGGCACAGCAUGAUGUAAGGGGGUACCAUGGAGACAUAGAGACAUUUUUGUGCCCAAAAGUUCGAGUCCCCAUUGACUUCAAUGGGCUUCGGGUUCGGGGUCAAGUUUGAGCCCGAUCCCAGACUUUUUUUCAAAGUUCGGCCGAAACCGCUGGCUCAACUCUAUUUAGUACCUAAAAAAAUGUGAAUUUUUAAAACUGCGCUGUAACCACAGUAUUUGACGGUUCUAUUUGACUCUCAGAUAUGAAGUGCACCGCAGGCCACAAAUGUACUAUUUAGCACCAAAACGUUAGAUUUUUUAAACAAACAAUGUAACAAUAGUAUUUUUGGGUUUUAUUGGACUGCAAGAAAUGCACUGCAGGCCACAAAUGUUCUAUUUAGCACAAAAAAGUGUGAUUUUGUUUUUUAAACCAACAAUAUAACAGUAGUAUUUAAGGGUUUUAUUGGACUGCAAGAAAUGCAGUAUGCAAAUGUGCUACUUAGCACCAAAAGAAUUGCAGUAUUAAAAAAUGCCUAGAUGUUGCCCACUGAGCUACCAGAACAGGAUUAAAGUAAUGUGCCUGGCACACAUGCAGUUGCAAGUGCACUGCAGUCUCUGUGGCACUGGGCUCAGGGCAGGCUACAAAAAUGCAGAUUCAACACCAGAAUUCUUUCCUAAUCUGUCCCUCACAGCUGCAGCAUCCUCUCCCUACACUAAUAACAGCUCAUGUGACGUGCGGCGCUACGUGACUCCAGCUUAUAUAUAGAGGCUGGGUCACAUGCUGCACUGGCCAAUCACAGCCAUGCCAUUAGUAGGCAUGGCUGUGAUGGCUUCUAAAGGCACACGAAUCAAACGCUUGUUGAUUGGCUGCCCUGCAGCCUUUCAAAACGCGCCAUUAAAUCGUCGAACACCGAACUCCAACCCGAACAUACACUGAAAUGUCAGUUUUCAGGUCCAGGGUCCAAAAACCUUAAUGUUUGGUGUGAAUCUGAACUUUACAGUUCGGGUUUGUUCAACUCUAAUACUAAUGUUUUCCCAAAGCUAUUCAUUGGUAACUUUUUUUCUUGCUUGUUUGUUUAAUCCUUUGGUUUGGAUUGUUCAAUGGCAAAAGUAAGGUUGCAUUCAAUUCAGUGGCGUACAUACCAGGGUCGCAGGGGUCGCGGCUGCGACCGGGCCCGGCCCACCAGGGGGCCCGGCCGCCCCUGCGACCCGGUAUGUAGCCACAGGGCCAGCCUCUUCUCCUGGGGGGCCCAGAGGCCGACCACCUCAGGGCCCUCCGAGGCUGGCCCUGCUGACCCCAGCGGGCGGGCUGUUUGGGUGGCCGGCGUGCGAGGGAGCACUUUCCCCUCAGUGCUUCCUCUUCAGCUCCCUCGUGCGCCGCACUGAUGCCGGAGCCGGAAGAUGACGUCAUCUUCCGGCUCCGGCAUCCCUAGGCGGCGCACGAGGGAGCUGAAGAGGAAGCACUGAGGGGAAAGUGCUCCCUAGCGCGCCGGCCACCCAAACAGCCCGCCCGCCAGCCCAGCAGCCCAGCAGCAGCACCACUGGACCCCAGGGAAUCCCCCCAGCACCCCAAAAGGUAAGGAGGCUGGGGGGAUUCAAUUUAAAAAAAAAAUGUGUUAGUGUGUGUGUGUGUUAGUGUGUGUGUUAGUGUGUGUGUAUUAGUGUUAGUGUGUGUAUUAGUGUGUUAGUGUGUGUGUAUUAGUGUUAGUGUGUGUGUGUUGGUGUGUAUUAGUGUGUGUGUUAGUGUGUGUAUUAGUGUUAGUGUGUGUGUGUUAGUGUGUAUUAGUGUGUGUGUUAGUGUGUGUAUUAGUGUUAGUGUGUGUGUGUUAGUGUUAGUGUGUGUGUUAGUGUGUGUGUGUGUAAAUGUUAGUGUGUCUGUUAUUGAGUGUGUCUGAUGUCUGUUAGUGAGUGUGUGUUUGUCAGUGAAAGUGUAUGUUUUGUAAGUGAGUGUGUAUGUAUGUCUGUCGCUGAGUGUGUCUCUGUUAGUAAAUGUGUGUGUCUGUUAGCUAGUGUGUAUGCGUCUGUUCGUGAGAGUGUGUGUCUUCAGCAUUUACCUUUCUCCAGCGCUGGACUUCCUUGGCGUUGGGGAUCCCGCCGCCUCUCAGCUCCGAAUGCACAUGCGCGGCAAGAGGCGCGCAUGCGCAUUUAAACCGCCAAUAGGAAAGCAUUACUCAAUGCUUUCCUGUGGACGUUCAGUGUCUUCUCACUGUGAUUUUCACAGUGAGAAUCGCGGAAUCUCCUCUAGCGGCUGUCAAUGAGACAGCCACCAGAGGCUGGAAUAACCCCCAGUGAAACAUAGCCAAUUCUCUGAAACAGCUAUGUUUUCAGCUGCAGGGUUAAAACUAGAGGGACCUGGCACCCAGACCACUUCAUUGAGCUGAUGUGAUCUGGGUGUCUGUAGUGGUCCUUUAGGUGUGUGUGCAGUAUACCGCAUUCGCGGGGUCGCAGCCCUGCGACCAGGUGCCCGCCGAGUAAGCGCGCAGGGGGGGGGGGCCCUCGGAUCAAUUUUUGCACCGGGGCCCCAUGGGUCAUGUGUACGCCACUGAUUCAAUUAUUAUGUGAUUAUGUGAUUCCAUAAAAAGCUAGUUUGAAACCCACCAGUAGUUAAAAACAGCUACGUGAUAAACAGAAUCUCGGUUGAUUUGGUACAACUCUUCAAAAGUCUAAAUUUGUUCAAACUUCAAGUUUACAAUAAAAACUUAGAUAUAUGCUUCUUUUCCCAGGGCUCUACAGAGCAGACUUCUGUAAAAAAUGUGCAGACUGACUGCCAAUCCCAAGUGAAGGAAUAUGUGGAAAGAUUGGAAAAGCUGAAAGUUCAGGUAAGCCUUGACUGGUAUGUAGUCAAGGAAUUUACAUGUGUUUUAUUAUCUUUUUCAUUACAGAAAUUAUUAAAUAAACAACCUUUAUUGUACUAUCACUUUCAAUGGUGUGAUUUCCAAUAACCUACUAGUUCAUGUUUUCGCUCAUCCAUUGAUGCAUCAUCUUUGUGUUCUUGCUUGUGUUUACUAGUAGAGUUUAGCGAACCCAAACUGAAAAGUUCGGGUUCGUACCGAACAUUAAGUUUUUUGGAUCCCGGACCCGAACACGGACAUAUCACUAUAUGUUCGGGUUGGAGUUCGGUGUUCGGCAAUUUAAUGGCGUGUUUUCAAAGGCUGCAGGCAGCCAAUCAACAAGCGUUUGACUCGUGUGCCCUUAGAAGCCAUCACAGCCAUGCCUACUAAUGGCAUGGCUGUGAUUGGCCAGUGCAGCAUGUGAUCCAGCCUCUAUAUAUAAGCUGGAGUCGCAUAGCGCCACACGCAAAUAAGCUCUUAUUAGUGUAGGGAGAGGAUGCUGCCGCUGAUAGGGACAGCUUAGGAAAUAAUUCUGCAAACUAGUACAUUAGUGGGGUUGGGUGCACUUCAUAUCUGAGAGUCAAAUAGAAGCGUCAAAUACUGCUGUCACAUUGCAGUUUUAAAAAGUAAUUUUAUUUUGGUGCUAAAUAGUACCUUAGUGGGGUGCACUUCAUAUCUGAGAGUCAAAUAGAAGCGUGAAAUACUGCUGUCACAUUGCAGUUUUAAAACUUACAAUUUUUUGGGUGCUAAAAAGUACAUUAGUGGGUGCACUUCAUAUCUGAGAGUCAAAUAGAAGUGUCAAAUACUGCGCUUACAGCGCAGUUGUAAACAUUCUAAUUGUUUUGCUGCUAAACUGCUAAAUUGUACAUUUUGGGCAUGCUCUUCAUAUCUGAGAGCCAAAAAGAAGCAUCUAAUAGUGCACUUACUGCGCAGUUGUAAAAUUUCUUAUUUUCUCGGUGCUAAUCUGCUAAAUAGUAAAUUUUGGGGCCUGCUCUUCAUAUCGGAGAGUCAAAUAGAAGCGUCUAAUAGUGUGCUUACUGUGCCGUUGUAAAAAUUCUUAUUUUCAGGGUGCUAAUCUGCUAAAUAGUACAUUUUGGGGGUGCUCUUAAUAUCUGAGAGUCAAAUAGAAACGUUGAAUAGUGCGCUUACUGCGCAUUUGUAAAAAUUAUUUUUGUUUUGGUGAUAAACUGCUAAUUAGUACCUAUUAGGGGUGCCCUUCAUAUCUGAGAAUCAAAUAGAAGCGUCUAAUAGUGCGCUUAGAGCGCAGUUGUAAACAUUCUUAUUGUUUUGGUGCUAAACUGCUAAAUAGUACAUUUGUGGCCUGCACUUCAUAUCUGAGAGUCAAAUAGAAGCGUCUAAUAGUGCGCUUUCAGGGCACUUGUAAACAUUCUAAUUGUUUUGCUGCUAAUUUGUUAAAUAGUACAUUUGCGGCCUGCACUUCAUAUCUGAGAGUCAAAUCGAAGCGUAACUUUGAUUCAAAUUUACUACAUCGGUCACUUGUAAUAUUGUUUCACACCUACAACACAGAUCUAAGUGAUAGAAAACAAAUUGAUAUUUUCUACACUAGAAACUACCAGAUAACAAGCUGCUAUAUUUAAACCAGUUAUCAAUUGCUAAGAGGUACUUAAACAAUAUUGUAAUUCUGGGGCAAUACCCUCACAAGUCAAACUGAGAGGUCAGUUUAUAGGGAAAACUGUUGCCUGGAUACAAUUCUAAAACAAUUUCCAUAUGUCCUUUGCAGACUUUACAUGCUGGAAAAACACAGGUGCCAACUGCUGUGGCUUUCUGCAGUGUGCAUACCGGCAAGGAGGGCAGGGUUGAGGAGUGGGUGGAAGAUGAUGUGGAGGAUGAUGAGGUCCUAGACUCCACAUGGAAUCAAGGUCAUGCGAGUGACGUGUGCAGUUUGGAGGAAGAGGCGCUGGUCGCACAGAGUCACCAGCACAGCAUAAGAGGGAGCAGGGUGCAAAAGCAGAGCGGCUGUCUCCUAGUGCUCGUCAGCAUGUAUUAAAUUGAGAAUUACCAGUUAUCCAAGUAAUACAUGUAACGAUCAAAGGAUCCAUAAUAGAGUUGAGUGAACCCGAACAGCAAAGUUUGGGUUCGUACCAGAUUUAACGAUCCAUUCGUAGUUUAACAGUUAGGUGGGCAGUCCGGUGCCCGGGACCCAGACACAGUCUGGGCGGCAGUCGGACGACCGGGACCCAGUAUGCCUGAUGUUGAAGUUAGGAGUCACAGUGUGGAAUCGAUUAGCAGGGUCUGGUGCAGGGUAACCGCACACCCACUGGUGUUGAGCACCAGCAUUUAUGCAGCCACAUACCUGGACCCUGACGAAGCUUCAGUAAAAAGAGUACUUGAUACCAGAAGCCACCACCAGACUGAUCCGCAAUUUGAAACAGGAUGUGACAUUCACUGUAGCGGCUGUGCGCGCUUUCGGCGUUCUCACUCUGCUGCUGCUCGCCUGUCUGCGCUGCAGCGUGAGUUUGGCCUUCCCACUCACUGCCUCAUAUGCGACGUGCCCACAAGGUGGAACUUCACCUUGCACAUGCUGGAGAGACUGUUUGAAGAGCAGCAGGCGAUAGUGGAGUUUCAGCUGCAGCAUGCACGGGUCAGUGGCUCUGCACCAGAGUUAAAGGACCAGAGUUAAAGGAUUUUGAGUGGACUCAUUACAAUUACAGGGCCUCUAAAGAGUCCAGUAUUGUUAUUUGUCAUUACUACCUUCCCGCGUUGGGAGUGGGUUAUUUGCGCGCCUGCUACCUUCCUUGCAUGUGGUAGCUGUUUCUCAGGGUCUCUGUACAGAAUGGAACCCUGAUUCCCCGUUACCCAUGGUCACCAUGGUAGGUGCAGUCAAUGGCAUUGAAAGUUUAUAUGGAUUGACAUACGAAUGCGUUGUCGCCUUCUCGUUGGGGAGCACAUUGAAAAAGUGCUCUAGCAUGACGAGCUGGGUGAUCUCCUCUAGGAACUUGGCUUGAUGGGAGUUGAGCCAGUUCUGGGUGGCCCUUGUGAUGCCACAGUGUAUACCCAGAUAUAUCAGAGCUGCUGCAGAAAGUGUGGGCCGUCUGUGCGCACUUUUGGCGUUCUCACCCUGCUGCUGCUCGCCUGUCUGCGCUGCAGCGUUACUUCGGCCUUCCUGCUCACCGCCUCAUGAGACUGUGCGAGCAGCAGCAGGCGAUUGUGGAGUUUCAGCUGCAGCACUCACGAGUCAGUGGCUCUGCACCAGACUACCCUCCAAUUGAUCAGAGUUAAAGGAUUUCAAGUGUACUCAUUACAAUUACAGGGCCUCUAAAGAGUCCUGUAUUGUUAUUUGUCGUCAUUACCUUCCCGCAUCGGGAAUGGGUCAUUUGCGCGCUUGCUGCCUUCCUUGCAUGGGGUACCAUUUCUCAGAGUCCCUGUACGGAAUGGAACCCUGAUUCCCCGUUACCCAUGGUCACCAUGGUAAGCGCAGAAACUGGCAUUGAAAGUUGAUAUGGAUGACAUCCGAAUGCAAAGUCGCCGUCACGGGGAUGUGCAAUUGCCCCGAGGGUCUCUAGAGUCAACAAAGUGCUUGCACAACUAUAAUGUCAACAGCUACUCUGCGGAACAGAGUUGUCUUUUUUUAUAUGUCUCAAUAUUUUGGGGGCUACCCCAAUUAUAAAAUAUAUAUAUACCGCCACCGCCACGCUCACCGCCUCCUCAACGUAUGGGUCACUUAGUAUAAACUAUGUACACAAUAGCAGAGGCUUGUGAAGGCCUUUUCUCCAGGCAUCAGGAGUUGAGCAUUUCUCCAUGCAUCAGGACUGCAAGAAAUGCACCGCAGGCCACAAAUAUUUCUUUUUUUAUAUGUCCCAAUAUUUAAAGAAAAAAAAAGAAAAAUAUAUAUAUAUAAAAAAAACAGUGUUGGCUACCUCCUCCUCCUCCACCGCUGCUUCCACCUACAUGGUGGUCACCACCUCCUUAACCUAUGGGUCACUUAGUAUAAACUAUGUACACAAUAGCAGAGGCUUGUGAAGGCCUUUUCUCCAUGCAUCAGGAGUUGAGCCCAGUUUGAACAAUGAAAGAGAAUACCCUGCACUCCAACCCACUCUCAAAAUGGAUAAUUCUGCUGAUCCUCCUGACAGCCAUACUUUAGAUUUUGAUUUAUGUUCUUCCAAAGCUAAAAUCAAAGAUUCCAUCUAGUGCUAUUUUAUGGCUCAGCUGUAUUUUUAAUUUUUAUGUUAUUUUAAGUGAUUUCCCUAUCUACAUUUGUUUGCAGGGCACUUCUCUUACCCUUAACCACAUUUUAUUUCCCUUUGCAGCCCUCUAGCCCUUUCAAGGAGUUUUUUGUAGAGGUAUUUUUGUGCCCAAAAAUUCGGGUCCCCAUUGACUUCAAUGGGGUGCGGGUUCAGGGUCAAGUUCGAGCACGAACCCGUUUUUUUUUCUUUCAAAGUUCGGCCGAACCCGCCGGACCCGAACAUCCAGGUGUCCGCUCAACUCUAUUUACUAGCCUUUUCUACAAUUCAUUCUGCUGAUGUUUAUUUGAAACUGUUAUGUCGGAAAACCUACCAAAGAUGCAAUAUAACACAACAUGUUCAUUGUAUUAAGGACCCUAAUUUGGAUAAGUUAGCUAGGCUUUAUACAAUCAAUUCUCCUCCUAUUUAUUAUAAACCAGGAAUUCCAAAAUUGCUGGUAGGUACUUAAAUUGUGGAGAGGAUGGCAAAUCAGCCCUGUGUUAGUGUUUAUGUGAGCACACCCCUACAACAUGUCUGAUACUCUUUAUAUGCGUUUAUGUACCAUAAUAUGACACAAGAAAAAUACAAUUUUGAGGAUGAGGGAUCGUACUACUUGAUGACUAGCUUGUCAACAACUUGAAUCUGAGAAAUGUUUCUUAACAAAGUGUGUCUUAUAGAUGGAGGAAUACAAAAAGAAAGCUCAAGAAGGUGGUUCUCAGCACCAUUGCAACAUUAUUUUCAGACGAUUCCUGCUAGACAUUUUGGAUGAGGUUCAGCAGUUAGGUUUGGUAAGUUCAUAAUGCAUGUUUUCAUUAUUGUUUAAGGCAGGUAGUGUUAGUUAAACAGUGAGUUUUGAGUGAAGCACCUAUUGUGCUAAAACUUGCAGUUUACCUAUCAACUCACUACACAUUAUUGUCUACUUAAAGGUACACUCCAGUGCCCAAAUACAAAAUAAAUAAAAACCUAUGUUUAGUAGAUAUACCUCACAUGAAAACAGGAAUGCAUUUUAUUAAGCAUUUUAAAAUUUGGGGUACAUAUAAAACCUGUUUGCAAAAGCUUCUGAUCUCUUGUCUGCAGCGUUUGCAAGCCAUCCCCUUCUUCCCCAGCCCAGACCUUUUCUCCUUCUCCAGUCACUUAUUUCACAAUGCUUUGGGCUAUUAUCUGCCUCUUUAGUGUAGCCCCAUUGUAACCGGCACUUUUUGUAAAAUGGAAAAAAUGAGGACACUCUCUUCACACAUAAUACUUUUCAGCAAACCAAAAUGCUUAAGAAACCAGGUGUGUCUUAUUAAACAUGUAAAAUAUUCUAUGUUUAGGAUAUAUCUACUUACUAUGGGAAAUCACAAUUAAAAUGGCACUGUCCUCAGAGUGCAAUUUACCAUCAUUGACAUCCUCUCUAGAAUUUUUCUGUUUCAUACGGUCUUGUUGAAUCUUCCAUAGACAUCAAUGUUGUACUCUUGCACAUACCCAAAAAUAAAAAAACUUUAGAAAUUCAAAACAGGAACAGCACACACCUGUAAAAAGAUCUACAGUAUGGUGCCAAAUGAACUAAGGAGACAACCAAUCCCUUGAAAUAUGCCAAAUGUAGAAAAAGAAAAUGUCCAACAAUCGGACCUUACUGGAGUGAAAUGGCAACUUUUUAACUAGCAAAAGAGACAUUUUUUUUUUUUUUUAGAAAUGUUCUUGUGUGAGCUGAAACAUUGCCAUUUCACUUCAAGAAAGUCUGCAUGUUAGACGUCUUGCAUGUGCCUGGACAAAAGUACAACACUGACUUGAGCUCCUGGUAUAUGAUGCACCAGGAGCUGAAGAUUGCAUAUGUCUGCAGCUUUGGGGAAUAGCAUCAGGUUGUGGCUUGGUUAAUUAAACAAUUACCAUUUAAAGGGUAAGGAAAAGCUAAGAGUGAUGAGGGCGGUUUAGCCCAUCACUCUCAACCUAUCAUUGCCAUUUAACGUUUUCACUCUACAAUUGGUAUAUACUAUUUCCUGGCUAAUCCUGGCAGCAUCACUUAUGGAUAACUCUGCCCCAAGGACAGGAAAUAGAAUUCAAACUAGACCAAGUGUAUGAAGGGUCCCUCCUCCCUUCACACCAGUCUUCCUAUUUUUAAAUGUUUUUAUUUUGUGUCUACCUUCCUAUAUGCACAAUGGGUCUGUGUAAGUGCCUAUCUAUCCCCCAGCCAUGAGUAUCUGCUUAUUAUCCUUUUUUUUUUUUAUAUUUAGUAGAUAAUCUAUUUAAAAAAAAAUUUUUUUGUCAAUCUUUGUUUUAUUGAAAUGAUAGCGUAAUACAAUCCUAGAAGAAAAUGGUACCAAGUUAUAAUAGUAUGUUGAGCACGGGUAAUACACAGUGCAAGACUCAAGUAAACCUGGGUGAUAGAUACAUUUUAAGAUAUUACGUGAGUAGUCGCUAAACUGACAUCAAAACUAGCAUUGGCAUGGGUGAAUUUAAAUAGUACUAGCAUAAGUAGGUAUAAACUCAUAUACCAUACAUUAGUAACAGGUGAGAGUUAUAUCCUCUAUAAAAGGCCCAGUAUGCCAAUAGUGAGUAGGUAAAGAGCAACAGAGCCAUAGCAAUACAAACAGGAGGGUAAGGUCACUCAGUAGAACAUACGUAAAACAGGAAGCUUGAACCAUAAAACUUGGAACUUAAAGUGGGUAGUGGUGCUGGAAUAAAAACACUGCUCUGUAUGCCUAAGCAAAGGGCCCUAUGACAAGGGGGUGGAAGGGGUGUUCAGCCUAUGCCCACUAUUCCGAGCAGCCUGCCCAGUGGUAGUAAAAUAUACUGGGUCUCCCGGAGCUACCCCACCAGCCCCAGUCUUUAACACAGUCCAGCAUUCCUCACUGACCCAAUCCCUUCCAGCGCUAUGGACGUGGUCUCGGGAUCUCACAUGUGGCUGUCUUCGUUGCUAAAUAGAUAUCACCCGAGGAUGUGAGCUGUGCCUUGGGAGAAUUCCCCUUGUGGACGGAUGCCUAGGUGAGUGCUGGCAGAUCCUAGAGCAGCUACUGUGGGGUUGUGGUGCUUUCCGCCACCUCAUCCACCAUUUCGCUCGUAGCACAGCGGCGUUGUGGAUUAAAGUUUAUCUCAUAAUGGGCUCUGGAUGUAGGGUCAUUGCCUUGUGACUUAGCACCCGUUUGAUUGCGUGAGCCCUGAGCUGGGACCAUAGUUGUGUGAAGGCCCACUCAAUACAUUCCUCAAGGUGAGCCCAGAGCUCGGUGGCUGUGACAGCGGCCAUCUUAACUUGUAGGCCAUGAGUAUUCAGCCCUGCAGAUUUUUCUCGGUGGAUAACACCAUUCACCGGUGACUAGACUGUUGUCAGGUAAGCACUUAGUGUGGACCGGAAUAUCCCCCACCUGUCCAGAGGGGGAGGGGUAGUGGGGCUGCAAGCCACUUGGUGCAUGCCCAAAGUCGGAAGAUCGGCUGCCUCUCCCAGCCACCAUGCCAACAGUUUCAAGAUCAAUUUUGCCUGGAAACCUGCUGCUUGAAUGGUCCAAGACACCGGUUCCAUGGUCUGCUAAGCCUCAAUAUACAUUGGAUUGGCCUGCUGAGAGCCCAAAUGGUGGCCGAAUAACUAGAGCGGGUGAAGAGCGCUCAUGAAGUGCGUUCAGCCGCCUUAAAGCUCAAGAGCCACCCCAUGCUUAUUAUACUUCUGAGUCCCUUUAUUCGUGUUUUUUCUACCGAAUGCCAUGUGUUCUUACCUGUAUUCUGUGCUCAUUCCAUAUUUGACCUCAUAGUACUUUCGGCUCUUCUUGUGGGUUUUUAUAAGCCGUUCGUUCAUUUUGGCAUGAAUGUGGCGGCGUCCUGCUUAUGUGAAUGCACAUGCGUUUGGUUAUUUCUAUUCAUGUAUUUCAAUUCAUCUUUCUAGUCAUUUCACUAGCUGAUAAGUGCUCCAUUUGUUUCUUUUCAUGCCUGUUCGGGCCAAUUUGGUUCUGUUCUACCUCAAUUCAUUAAGAAUAGGAAGCAUUUAUCCUGUGGCUGCCUAGAUAAGAUAUAAUAUUAAUCCAGGUUUGCAUCCAAUAUUUCUUAUAUUUCCUUCCUCUCCUUUCCGGUGGAUAUAUUUUAAACUAAAAUUUUAAUUAUCUUUAUUUUAAAAUGGUAUCUCCUUCUACCUCUAGACACUCAAUAUCCAGAAACCCAAGGUGAGUCAAUGUACUAUAAGUAUUCUGGAGAUCAAAAGAGUGCACUUGGGUCCAAAUAUAAAGCAAUAAAGAAAAUAGGCUAGUAUCCCCUGGGUGAGGAUAUCACAACAGGGGUGGUCAGUACAAGUGGCACCCUAUGACUCUGGGCAUGAACCCUGGAAACAUUAAUAUUAAAAGCAAAGUGAGGAAAUCCUUAUCAAGGAAAUUCAUCUAGGGUACUGAUGUAUGAGUGGCUGACGUAAAUAGGUGCAAUAGUUAAAACAUAACUAGAAAAGUAUCUAUCAUGUAUAUCAAGGCACAGAAUUUCAUUAAAGUGGAUAAACUAAUAGGCUUUAUUAUAGUUGCCAAAAAUGUAUUAGCCACAAAUUAUCCCAACUAUAUAAAUAAGAAGUGCCAGCUGAUAUAGCAGAGGCAGAUAGAAACAUGCUCAUUUCCAAAAAAGUGGAUACAAAAAGGUCUAAAGAGAUGAAUCUCUAAAUAGAUACAUUGUGGCAAAUAAUAUGCCUUAACUUUCACAGACAUCAUCAUGUUUCACAGAUAUCAUGCAUGGCCUUUUAUUCUUGUCAAAGCCCAAGCAGAAGCCGGGACUGAUGUGCCAGGAAAUAUAAGGAGAGGAAUAAUCUGUGUGUGGGCUGUAACCAAAUGGCACCAGAAGGCAAGAAUCUUUGUAUCAAAUGCCUUGCUCAGGUUGGUAAAGAAAAUACAAAAAAUAAAUCCUAUCAAAAGGAUCUUGAGACCUGGACUUCCCAAGCAAUUGCAGAAGGCCUUAAGCAAAAAGCAUGAGGCAGACCAAGCACUCUAAAAUACGUUCAAGUUCAGAGUCAGAAUAUAGGACAGAAUUCCUCCUCUAAAAAGAGGAGGACGAAACAUUUCAUUGAAAUAUAGAGUCCAAGAUGGUGGACAAGCUUAUUAGAGACACCUUAAAAAUUCAGGAGGAAAAAUCAGAAUUUCUAGAAUCAGACAGAUAUUUUGAGGGCCUGAAACCUACAAGGUAUGCGUUUCAUGUCCAUAAUUCUAUUAAGAAAAUAACACUGGAAGAAUGGAAAAAAAAACAGAAAAGAAGAUUACCUAAAAAAUAAGGCUUCUAGAAAGUAUCCAGUCUCUUCUGAAGAUUCUAUGUGUUGUAAUUCAGUACCAAAAAUAGAUGCAGCAGUUAUCCGUAUGGCUAAACGUACUACUCUCUGUGACAAACCCCCCUUCCCAUGUGAAUUUGCCACAAGCCUCUGGAGGAGCCUGCUUGCUAACCUCUUGCCCACCGACUAUGGGCCCUGUACUAUACACUGUAAAAGUCUCCGUUUGUGUAUUUGGACUAUAUGGUUCAGGGAACCGAACAGCCGCAUGAACCGGAAACCACCGGGGAGCUUGUUAAGCCUAAUUGCUACUUUGUAGCAAUUUCCCCCGCAGUGUUCUAAGUGUUCGUCUGGGUGACUGCAUUUCCUAUGGACGACCACGAGGUGGCGGCCAUAUUGUUCGCACGAACACAGACAACGGUGUUUGGUCGCUGAGUUUAUGGAACUGAAAAUGGACACAGAAACUCCCGAACACCGCUGGACUUCCAGCAUCGCCUGCGUUCGAUUCUACACCACUUAGAAGGCCACUGUUUGGUGGAAACGUUCCCACGAACAAGGUGAACAAGCUCCAGGGUAAGACUAUUGACUAUAUUCGGUAGUUUGUUAGUUUUUAAACUACCGAACUAGACUGACCACUAGCCAUGAUUUCAUGGAACUGUUUUGGGCAUAGUACAAUGUGCAUGAUCGGUCAAAAUGAGACUCCCCUGAACCGAUCUGGGUGAUUUUCGGAUAUGUUGGUCACCCAAAUCGGGGCUAUCAGGGGAUUUGUGGGAUUUUCAUGUGUUUUAAAGGUUGUUUGGGGGUUUUGUAAUAUUGUAUGUUUUUCUGUGGCUGGAGAUAGUUGAGUUAGUUCAGUUCCUGACUAGUGAUGACCCGAACGGUUCGACGAACGGUUCGCAACGGAUGGCGAACAUAUGCGCUGUUCGGUCUGCCCCCUAUGUCAUCAUUGAGUAAACUUUGACCCUGUACCUCACAGUCAGCAGACACAUUCCAGCCAAUCAGCAGCAGACCCUCCCUCCCAGACCCUCCCACCUCCUGGACAGCAUCCAUUUUACAUUCAUUGUGAAGCUGCAUUCUUAGUGAGCUGUCCAGGAGGUGGGAGGGUCUGGGAGGGAGGUUCUGAUGCUGAUUAGCUGGAAUAUGUCUGCUGACUGUGAGGUACAGGGUCAAAGUUUACUCAAAGAUGACAUAGGGGGCGUUCCACGGCGAACCGUUCGGGACAUCACUAUUCCUGACUCAAUUAUAUCUCAGGCACAGAGGAGGAGUUUGUAACUUUGUAACUAGUCCCCUCUCAGGUCCUGGAGAGGGAUUAUCCUGUUUGUGUGGGAGUGUCAGAGGUGUGCUUAACUGUGUCUGAAAUUGUAUAAAAGCAGGCCAUCUGGCCGGAUUAAAACAUUCCAGCUUGUACUCCCAGAACUAUGUUUCGUCCGGUUACUGAAAGGGGAAAGGGAUAAUUACUAUUCCAGUGUGGAGGAUUCAACGGGGAAAGUCCUCGUAAGGAUUAGAGCUCCCAGGACUGAGUGUCGUCCAGUGCCUGGGAGUGGAUAGAGCGAGUUCCCCAUUCGGUUGCAAGACAGAAUGGUUCCAGGACCCCAGUCAAGCCUAGGAAGUGGUCCUUGGCGGAGGUACGCAGCCAUACACCCCUGAGGAAGUCCAGAAGAGGACAAAACACGUUGGAGUUGUCUAUUUUCUUCAUGUGAACUUUUAUUUUAUUUUUUUAAUUUUAUUUUACCUUUGCUGUUGCCGCUUGCAGUUUUCGCUGUGAUUUUAUUGGCUGAUACACGUGGAUGCCACCUUGGUGUGGAGACAUGCUGUCUUUGCUUUGAGACAUUGUAAGUGCAAUAUAUAUAAUAAAUUGUUAUAUUUUUAUACAAUCUGCACUAUCCAUCUUUCCCUUUUAUUUGAGUGGGCAAGAAGAUUUACUAUAUAUCCAGAAUUGCAUCGCUGGAGGUUCUUCAUACUUCAUUAGUUCCCUAAUACCAAGGGAGAUACGCCUGAAUUCACCUAAAUCUUGUGAGUUUUCUACCACCCCCACCCUAUAUAUGUGUUAAUUGUAUUACACUAUUUUUAUAUCUCUCCCUAUAGAUAUGUAUCUAAGGUAGAGCUGAUCAACGAAAUACAGUUUGUAUUUUUAAUUUAAAUCACUUUGUGGUGAAUUACACAGUCCUGCCCUUUGGUUUUUUCCUUUUUACUACAGGGAGCUCAGCUUCACGUUCCCUAUAGACUCCCUAGUUUAUCUUAGUUAGCCAAUGGAGAAAAGAAUGGAUGUGGAUCUAAUCAUAGCCUAUUUAGUUUUAGGAUGAGCUCUUCACACUUCUAUUGCUUUAACAACUUUAUCUAUAUCUCUCAAGGUCUGGAUAGACAAUAUGGAAGAUGAUAUUUCCAGUGGGAUAAGAAGGGAACUUAAAGGAACACUAUAGGGGCAGGAACACAAACAUGUAUUCCUGCGUUCAAACCACAACCUAGCCCACUCUACCCUCCAUAAAUAUAGCAAAAUCUUACCUUUAUUUCAGUCUUCUGCUAAUCUGCCUUAUUGUCUGACAUCAUCAGAAGUGGUUUUCUGAGCCAAUCACAUUGCUUUUUACAUAGGAAAUUGGAUUGGCUGAGACUGUCAAGGACGCAGAUCAGGGGCAGAGCCAGCACAAGCCAAACACAUCCCUGACUAAUCAGCAUCUCCUCAUAGAAAUGUAUUGAAUCAAUGCAUUUCAAUAAGAAAAGUUGAAUUUCCAUGCAGAGGGUGGAGGCACCGAAUGUCAGUGCUGCACACUGUGCACCUCUAGUAGUUAUCUAAAAAGAGGCCACUGGAGGUAUCCCUAUGUUGUAACGUUAAGAAUGCCUUUUCUCUGAAAAGACCGUAUUUACUGCAAAAAGCCUGAAGGACCUGAUAAUACUAACCAGAACAAAUUCAAUAAGCAGUAGUUGUUCUGGUGACUAUAGUGUCUCUUUAAAGAUUUCAGACUUGCUGCAGAUUUUCUUUCCAACGCUUCCCUAGAUAUAACAAAAAUGAUAUCAAGAAACAUGGGCAUCGUGGCUCCAUGCAUUGGGAAGGAGCAGAUUAUACUACUAAGUCCUACAGACCUAGGAGGGAAUAUAAUAAAUAUUCCAGUUGUGGGAGUUACCAAUCCACAUCCUCCUUUACAGCUAAAUUUUCUAGAGGAAGAGGAUUGCGCACAUCAUCUAAGAAUUUAUGAAGGUACACAGGUCCAAUAAGAGGUCAUUGGAGGAAGACCCCAAAGACUACAAUUUGUUUCUUUUACCCCACCUGGAGCAGAAAUAUUACAUACAGUUUGGCUUUAAAGAUCAUAAAUGAAGGUUACAAGCUUGAAUUUACAAUAUGUCCGACCUCAAACAUAUUCAAGGCAUCAAAGAUAUCAAAUCCUACAAAACAAGAAGCAAUGCUUCAGAUUCUCUUAAAGCUCUUAGACCAAAGGGUUAUAGAAGAAGUUCCUUCAAGAGUAUUCCUGGCUCCAAAAUCUAAGAACAAAUGGUGAUAAUAAUAGACCUGAAAGACAUAAAUCUAGAGCUAAAGAAUUUAUCUUUCAAAAUGGAAUCAAUAUCUUCCAUUAUCCCUUCGAUAAAACAAGAAGAUUGGAUCACCUCAAUAGAUUUCAGGGAUGUCUAUUAUCGAAUUCCAGUUCAUCCACACCAAUUCACAUUCCUGAUAUUAAUCAUCUUUGGCAAACAUUACCAGUUCAGAAGUCUUCUCUUCGGUCUAAGCUUAGCUCCCAGAACUUUUUCAAAAGUUCUGGUGACUCUAAUUGCCUACUUAAGGACCCGAGGUCUGAGAAUGUAUCACUAUCUAGAUGACAUACUUAUAAUAGCAGCCCCCUUCAACAUGGCGGUUCUACACACACAUUUUGCACUUCAAUGUCUCCAAGACCACGGAUGGAUUGUAAAUAGGGAAAAGUGUUCACUGUACCCAUCUCACCAGAUCAUUUAUCUAGGAGCAGUGAUAGACACCAUAAAAGCCUUGGUCCAAAUUUCGCCAAACAGAAGUUCUCAUAUUCAAGAGAAGAUUCUGAAGAAGAUAUCAACAUCAGCAAGAGAUUAUAUGAGUCUCCUAGGAUCUCUCACUUCCACCAUAGGUCUGGUGAGACAGGCUUAGUGGAAUUCGAAACCUAUUCAAAUGAACUCCCUCUUUGAGUUCAAGAAACGUCAGAAAAAUUGUUAACAAGAAAUUUUGAUUCUUCGUCAUGUAAAGAACCAUCUAAAGUGGUGGCUAUCUCUUCACAAUCUCCAGAAAGGGUUUCCUUUAGAAGAACCAAAUUGGCACAUUAUUACAACAGAUGCCAGCCUCAAAGGUUAGGGAGCCCAUUUCAACUUCACCAGGGCUCAAAUGACCUUCUCUCAAUGGGAGAGGAAACUACAUUCCAACAUAGGAGAAUUAAUAACUUCACAAAGUACUUAAGAUUUUGUAUCCAUCACUACAUCAAAAAUGGGCAGUUGCAUCCUAUGUCAAUCAUCAGGGGGACAUCAAAAGCAAACAUCUUCUUGCUAUGAAUUCCCUAAUGGUACUUGCUCAGACACAACUGUUGGGUCUAAAGGCCUGUACCUUUCAGGUGUAAGCAACACCAUAGCAGACUAUCUGAGCAGGGACACCAUUCAACCAAAAGAAUUGAGUCUACACCCAGAGGUAUUAAGGAUAAUUACAACAAGGUAGGGCAUACCCCAAAUCGACCUCAUGGCGAACUGGAAGAAUGCUCAAGUGCAGGAUUUUAUUCUCUAAGGAAAAAGAUAAUUGCCAUAAUCGCUAUAUGGAAAAGAUGACCCUGGUUCAAGAUGGGCAUAUCCCAUCCCUGGAAACUACCUCUCAGAACAGACCUACUAAUCCAAGGCCCGGUACUUUAUCCAGAUCCAUCUCAAUGGAAUCUGGGAGCAUGGAUUUUGAAUGGGCAACUUUACGAAGGCAAAAUCUAACUCUCAGAAUCUGAGAAACCUUUAAAAGCAAACUUUUACAGUCCGGUCUAGCUAAUGGACUGAGUUUAAGUACUCUUAAAGUCCAAUUGUCCGCUUUAUCUGCUCUCUACAAUACAUAUUUGUCUACACAUCCUUUACUUCAAGAUUUUUGAAAGCAGCUAUUAAAAUUAAUCAUGCCUGAAGAAAUACCUCUUCACCUUGGGAUCUUACAUUAGUUCUAUAAUUUUUGACAGAUCUCUCAGAUGUCUAUUGAACAUCUUACAUACAAAACAGCAUUUCUGUUUUCAAUUACAACUGCUAAACGUAUUACCCAACUUCAAGCUUUUUAAUGCCAAGACUCCCAUACUUUGAUUUCUCACGACAGAGUGGUUCUCAAGCCUGUUCAAACCUUCCUUCCUUCCUAAAGUGGUUUCUAAUUUCCAUAUAGGUCAAGAAGUAGUUUUACCUUCUUUAAAUCCUGAUCCUCAAACACCUGAAGAAAUAAAACUACAUGAAUUAGAUAUUCGGGAGUAAUUGAUUCAAUACUUGGAAACUACAAUUUUUUUUUAGCAAGACAGAAAAACUAUUCGUCCUACCAACAGGCUGCAGGAAAGGAGAAUUGGCCCAUUUUUUAACUCUUAGAUGUUGGAUUACUCAGUUAUAGCAGAUGCAUACCAGAAGAAAACAAAUCUCCACCAUCCAAGAUCAGAACUCACUCUACAACAAGCAUGUCAAAGUCGCGGCCCACAAUGAAUAUUGUUGUGGCUUGGCGAGUCUCGAGUUUGCCAUACUUACUAAAGCAGGGUAAGCACCUGCUCUCCCUACAUUUCAGGUGCCUACUCUGCUAAAAUUAUGCACCCGGGAGGAGACAAACCUGGCGGCAUCUCAGCCUUCCUGCUCCUAACUGCUCCCUCGUGCGCGCCCUCUGUACUGUUGCCAGGUGCCAGAAUAUGGUGUCAUUCUGGCACUCUGCGUCACUAAACUGCACACGUAAGGAGCAGGAAGACUGAGCUCCUGAGAGAAGAUCAGGGAGAGGCCCCACACCAGCUCCCAAAGGUAGGGAGCAAUAAAUAAAAUGAUGUGUGUGUGUCAAUGUGUGUCAGUGUGUGUGUUUCUGUCUGUGUGUCUUAGUGUGUGUGUGUGUCUGUCAAUGUGUGUGUGAGUCUGCCUGUGUGGGUCUGUCUGUCUUUGUGGGUUUGUCUGUCAGAGCGUGUGUGUGUGUCUGUCAGGGAAUGCUUGUCUCUCAGUCUGUGUUGGUCAGUGUUGCGACAGCCACGGAUGGACACUGGAGGACCAUGUGGUGCACGGAGGCACACAACGCCAUGUCACAUCCCGACGUGACGUCAACAUGCUCCACCUUCACAUGUUUUCAAGAAGUAACGGUAGGAUCCAUUUGGCACAGAAUGCAGAUGGCGCCAUACCAGAGGCUGGACUCCGGAGUCGCAUACUGGCAGCGGCAAUGUUAGUGGAGUCUGCUUGUUUGCUAAAAAAUUUUGUGCUGGGGUUUAGUACAGGGGGGUGCUGAAAUUUAGUAUUGGGGGGAGGUGAAUUAGUACAGGGGGAGGGACUGUGGUUUAGUAGAGGGGGAUGCUGUUUUUUUUUGUUUUGUUUUUUAUACUGUACUUUUCAAAACAAACUUACGUUUCUAUGAAAAUUUAAGGUUUUUUUUUUUUUUUUUGCUGCACACAUAAACUUAAACCUUGUUUCUGUGGCCCAUGCUAGUCUUUGAGUUUGACAUAAGUAAAGAAUAGUUGGCCGAAAAACAGUCCAAAAGGACAGACCAGGGGGUGACCCUAAUGAAAUUAAUAACAAAAGAGAAAAAGAGGCGGAUCUGUCCUACAGAGUAUAAAUUAUUAUACGUAAAUAUAGAGAAAGAGCAGUUAAAAAUAUAUACUUUAUUAAACAAAAAAAAGAAGAAACUUACAUAUAAGGUAUAAAUCACCUAAAAAGGUGAGUACUUUACACAAUGAUUGCUGAUGCGACAAUAUGUCAAAGGUGUAUCUGACUCUAUGAUGUAACUAUUUGUUUGUUGCACGAGAUUCAGAUAAUAAUUUGCAACGGUGUAUCAAUGAAAUCUAUGCAGUGAUAAAGUGAGAUCCUGCGAUCACAGCAGUGUAUCUUAAGGUGAUCAGCCACAGGCUUAAUCUUUAGGAAUCACCUAAAGAUUGCCAGGAAACUCAGUGUAUACCACACAACUACUAUCUAAACUCAAGCUCAAAAUACGAACAAGCCGAACUGGCUGAUAAUGUCAGGGUUAAUGAUACGUGGAAAUACACAAAAAAAUAGGCUACCCGUUAGCUCAUCUAAUUCCGUUCAAUGCCAGGAACUAAACAUUACAAUAACCAUAACCCAUAAGUAUAAUCAAUAGCAAUAACGCUAUUGGAGCUAGAGACAAAGAAAAAAAUAGGUAGAAUGGUGCCGUCGUGGACACCUGGUAUAGUAAAGAAAUAUACAGGAAAGGUCUAGAUAAUCCAGGCGAAACACGCGUAGGGUUUGACACCUACCCGAUUUUUUUCAGUCAUCAUCCCUCUCCGUCCCUUUUCUGAUUAUCAUAUUCUCCGCUGGCGUUAUCAUACUGCCCGUUUGGGACCUUUAGAAUUUAGAUGGCUGACAGCCGCCUCAGCUGUACAGGAACUCUGAUAACGAUCAGGGUACUUUACUCGAUUUAAACUUGCAGGACUCUUAUACUACAAUUAUACUGUACAUACAGUUACUUUAUCUAGACCUUUCCUGUAUAUUUCUUUACUAUACCAGGUGCCCACGAAGGCACCAUUCUACCUAUUUUUUUCUCCACCACUUGGGCAAAUUGGGCAGAGGUGCCUUCUGAUGAUAUCUGCAAGGCAGCUAUUUGGUCUUCCCCAGUAACAUUUAUUAAGCACUAUACUCUGGACAUGGCCUCCUCUGCUACUACUUUUGGAAGAGGUGUUUAUCUUCUGUUUACAGUUCAUGAUAAAUUAUUAUUUUAUUUUGUGUGUGUUGAAAGCUCCAUUAGUUUUAUUUCUCACCCUUCUUUACUUUAGCUUGCUUAUUACCCAUAAGUGAUACAGUCAUGAUUAGCCAGGAAUAAGGAAAAUGUAAGCCAUACUUACUGUAAUUUUCUUUUCCUGGCUAUUACGUCAGCAUCAUUUUCUCUUCCUAAGAUUAUUCUUAAUUUUAUAAUUGACUGGUGUGUGUGGGGAGCAUGUACCCUUUAUACACUUGGUCUCAUUUGAAUUCUAUUUCCUGUCCUGAGGGGCGGGGUUUCCCCAUAAGUGAUGCUGCCAUGAUAAAUAGCCAGAAAAAGAAAAUUACGGUAAGUAUGGUUUAUAUUUUAUUACUUUUUACAUUAUUAUUUACCUUGUUUAACUUACUUAUUUUUAUCUCAGCCAGAUGAGUCCAACCCAGAGGUCCAUUAUGAUGCAGAAGUGUGCUUAACAAGGCAUAUGAUUGCAUGGAUUGAGAAGUUCACUAAUGACAAAGACGGGAGCAUUUGUAAUACUCGUGAACCAUUGCGUAGGAUGCUGGUUAAAUUCAAGCCUCACAAUGAGGAAGAAUGGAGGUGGAAAUUUGAGGAUUACUUUGGUGUGGACAUAGUCACUCUUUUCAUGGUAUGCUUCUUUCUGCAGAAUUUUUGA
Molecule: messenger RNA, 35568 nt
Organism: Pelobates cultripes (western spadefoot toad)
Lineage: Eukaryota; Metazoa; Chordata; Amphibia; Anura; Pelobatidae
Source: the annotation of a GenBank genome assembly